CUGGGACUCAGCAGGGCCUGAAGGGCAGUGGGCUUGGGGGAGGGGGCUGGAAUUCAGUGAGCUGUGUGACCGGCUCCGGGCUGGGGUCCGGCGUGGACUGGUGGUGGGGAUCCUGGUGGUCGUGGGUCUGGUGCAGUGGCCGAGGGGUUUUCUCAAACAGUGAUGAAGGCCUUAUUAACAAAAAGUUGCCCAAAGAACUUCUCUUAAGAAUAUUUUCCUUCUUGGACAUAGUAACUUUGUGUCGAUGUGCACAGAUUUCCAAGGCUUGGAACAUCUUAGCCCUCGAUGGAAGCAACUGGCAAAGAAUAGAUCUUUUUAACUUUCAAACAGAUGUUGAGGGUCGAGUGGUAGAAAACAUCUCGAAGCGAUGUGGUGGGUUCCUGAGGAAGCUCAGCUUGCGAGGCUGCAUUGGUGUUGGCGAUUCCUCCCUGAAGACCUUUGCACAGAACUGCCGAAACAUUGAACAUUUAAAUCUCAAUGGGUGUACUAAAAUCACUGACAGCACGUGUUAUAGCCUUAGCAGAUUCUGUUCUAAGCUGAAACACCUGGAUCUGACCUCCUGCGUGUCCAUUACAAACAGCUCCUUAAAGGGCAUCAGUGAGGGCUGCCGAAACCUGGAAUAUCUGAACCUGUCUUGGUGCGAUCAGAUCACAAAGGAUGGCAUCGAGACACUGGUGCGAGGAUGUCGAGGCCUAAAAGCCCUGCUCCUGAGGGGCUGCACCCAGUUAGAUGAUGAAGCUCUAAAACACAUUCAGAACUACUGCCACGAGCUUGUGAGCCUCAACUUGCAGUCCUGCUCGCGUGUCACGGACGAAGGUGUGGUGCAGAUAUGCAGGGGCUGCCACAGACUGCAGGCCCUCUGCCUCUCGGGCUGCAGCAGCCUCACUGAUGCAUCUCUCACAGCCCUGGGGCUGAACUGCCCCCGACUGCAAAUUUUGGAGGCUGCACGAUGCUCCCAUUUGACUGAUGCAGGCUUUACACUUUUAGCUCGGAAUUGCCAUGACCUGGAGAAGAUGGACCUUGAAGAAUGUAUCCUGAUAACCGACAACACGCUCAUCCAGCUCUCCAUUCACUGUCCCAAGCUGCAAGCCCUGAGCCUGUCACACUGUGAACUCAUCACGGACGAUGGGAUCCUGCACCUGAGCAACAGUACCUGUGGCCAUGAGAGGCUGCGGGUGCUGGAGCUGGACAACUGCCUCCUCAUCACGGAUGCGGCCCUGGAGCACCUUGAGAACUGCCGUGGCCUGGAACGUCUCGAGCUGUACGACUGUCAGCAGGUCACUCGGGCAGGCAUCAAACGGAUGCGGGCUCAGCUCCCUCACGUCAAAGUCCAUGCCUACUUUGCUCCUGUCACACCACCACCAGCAGUGGCAGGAGGUGGACAGCGAUUGUGUAGGUGCUGUGUGAUCCUCUGACAGCAGCAGCUGCCUGGGCCCAAGGUGUGAUGAGGUAUUUUCCUCCACAGAAGACCAGAGUCAUCUUGAGUCCUCCAUUGUUACCCAAAUCUGUUGACUCUCCACUGGGAAGCAUUUACAGGUAAAGACAUCAUAUGGAUAGCAGUAACUCUGGUGAUAGCUUUCACCUUUACUUUGCUGUUGAUGCACUUAAAUCCAAGCCUUGUGUCUAGGGCAGCCAAGACCACACAGAACACCUAGAUCCCUUCAGUGGGUUCCUCUUAAGUCCACAAGUUUUACCGUUGGUAUGAUUAGCAUCUCUCACACAGACUGUCAGUGUUAGCACAAACCAAGCAGAAAAACCACCUGUUGAUUUUCUACCUGAUCCUUAAGCCAGUGGCCUACUUUAAUUCACAAUCAUUCCAUUUUUAUUAGCUGGACUAUUCCACUUCAUCAAAGUGACUGUACUUCAAGUUCAUAAUGCCUGUUAGUUUUACAUGUAGAAAUGUAUAUUGAAGGCAUGUUAACACAUUUCCGUAAAGACACCAAAGAAAUGACUCUAAACUGGGUGAAGCAGGAUCUUCACUUUUUUGUGUCACCUUGUUCUACACACCUCCAGGGACCAAAACUAAACAAAAGCAAUUCAGUUUCUGUUUUGCCUGGUUGGAAAUCAUGAGCUCUGGCAUACGCUACAGCAUAUAGUGUACUUUUGUUAAAGACAAAAGCCAGUUAUGUCCAUGCUUCUCACAAAAUUUGGGGGAUAUCUUAAACACAGAAUUGACUGAGGUUUAAGUUAUUUACAAUAUAAUGAAUUAAAAAUAAUGAAUGGAUGCAUGUAGAAUGGAUGUGAUUUUUUUCUAUUUAUUUGCAACUUUUAGAAAUCAGGUCACACCAGGACUCAGAAACUUUAUACACUUAAAAUUCACAUCAGUGAAGUAUUGGUGUCUUUUGGAUUCACUCACUCACCAGUAGAACCAAAGGGUUCUAUUGCUGUGAUCUUUCUUGCUGACAAGUCUGAGCAAAACUAUUUCCAAUUCAGACCACCUAAUAUUACCUGAAAUUUGAUGAGAUGACCUAUGUUCGGCUGCGGCUGAUUAUUCUGAAGAUUAGAAACCCAUCACCUGACCUUCACUGUGAACUUAGUGGACCCUUCUCAGCAACCAGUCCCCAAACUAAAGGGCUGAAAACUCAUAAAUGAAAAAGGAAAAAUGACAUGUUUCCUCUGAGUUGAUGGACAAUUUUAGAAGCAUCUUCACAGACGCACUGCCUUAGCUAAAAUUUAGGUACAGAAAGCAGACUCAUGCAUACCUGCUAUGGUGUCUUAGCAAGACCAUCAGAGUAAGCAUUCAAAGAACUGAUGACUUCUAUUGCUUUUUUUAUAUACCCCAAU
Messenger RNA from Castor canadensis (American beaver), 2784 nucleotides. NCBI's taxonomy places the organism in Eukaryota, Metazoa, Chordata, Mammalia, Rodentia, Castoridae. The record is from RefSeq and is a predicted model, not a curated record.